This is a messenger RNA of Caenorhabditis remanei, 1581 nucleotides long. RefSeq lists its product as uncharacterized. Gene Ontology annotation, molecular function: protein binding. Gene Ontology annotation, biological process: embryo development. The record is from RefSeq and is a predicted model, not a curated record. The transcript is spliced from 5 exons. Bases 1 to 1581 code for a protein of 526 amino acids. NCBI's taxonomy places the organism in Eukaryota, Metazoa, Nematoda, Chromadorea, Rhabditida, Rhabditidae.
AUGAAAUUAUUCAACCUCCCGUAUCUUGCCUACUCUCGAAUCAUCACUUCAAUGAAUCCGAUCGAAGUGCUAUCUCUAUCAUUUUGUUCGAAAAAGUCAAGAGACAAAAUCAAACAGAUACGUUUUCAUGUUGAUUAUGCGGGAAUUACUACAAAAGUUAGCAAAUGUAAAGCUCCAUUGUUUCAAUUACGGAAUUUGGUGGGCGGUCGACAUUUAUCUAUUCCAUUCGAAACUGCUCCACGUUGGGCAAGGUGUGAUGGGAGACGAUUUACAGAAACUAUAGACGGAGUCGAACACUAUUUCAGAUGCGUUGAUGUCCACUCAGGAAGUAUUCUAUACAGUGAUAUCCCACACAGUGGGUUCCAAAUAACCUAUUACAUUUUGGAUUUAAUACGAACAAGUUUGCAAUAUCUUCAGUUGGAUUUGAAUGUGAUCGAUGAUUUGGAAGGAUUCAUAACUGAACCAUGCAUGAAAUCAGUCUCCGGAUUAAAAAUUCUUUCUGAAACUGUUACUUCUGAAAAACUGUCAGUUUUCUUCAAUAAUAUAGAAAAUCCCGUUGAAGAUGUAUAUAUUCACUCAAAAGUUGAAGGAGAAGUGUCUACAAAUCUGAACUUCUUUCGAUCUGAUAGAUUAAUAUUUUACGAGACUAGUUGGAUUACAAGAGAACAUUUAUCUGGAUUCAAUGGAAAAAUGUUGUAUGUAUUCAAUCCUACUUUUGAUAUUGAACUUGUUAUUGACUUUAUAAGACAUUGGAGAAACGGGAAUAAUACGAAAUUCAUAGCACUGAAAAUGAGUAGAGUGCCUCAAAAACUGAUGAAUAGAGAUCGUUUUAUUUCCGAGUUCGAUGCGAAACCAUGGGAUCCGAAGAGAAGAGAAAGAUGUUAUAUUUAUGAGAAAGAAAUUACUGAUAAACAUGACGUUGUUACCGACUUAUCGGAAGGAUUCGAUUUCGAGAGACAUGAUGGAUUACUUUCAACAAUCUUAAUCAGUCCACCGGCAAGAAGCGAUUUGUGUCUUCGCGGAGAAAUAUGUGCUGAUCAGUUGGAUGAGUACUUUUCAGCAUCUCCAAAACAAAAAUACAUUCAAUGUAAUGUUACUCUGAAAGGAGAACUCAAAGAAGACUCGGGGUUUUAUACAACAGAUUUGAUUGACCUUCGUGAUCACUCCUCAAUGUCUGUUGGAAUCUUGAAACAUUUCAUUGGCAGAAAAGCAAUUUUGAGAACUGAAAGACUGGAAAACUGUGAUAUUAUUCAAUUCAUUCAGAGAUGGAAAUCAGGAAUAGCGCAUCAAAAUCUGGAAAUUUUAAUUGUUCGUUUGGACCGUUUUUAUUCUUCUUUCGAUCCAAAUGAAGUCAAAAAGUCGAUUCGUUUCGAAAAUCUGAGCAGGAAUCCACCGAUAUUUCCGGUCGAUAGAACCUAUAUUUUCGAUUCAAGAUGCUGGAAGAAACCAUCGUUUUCAAGCCGGACAUAUGUAGUUCGAGAGACUGAUCAACACGUUGCAUCAGUGAUGAUCGAGAAGCAGAAAUUCGUAUUUGCAGUCUGGAAUAUGACAGAGGAACACUUCUUGCGAAUGGACAAUUGA